AUGGCACUGGCUUUCGUGUGUCGCGCCACAUGUGCCUUUCGUCCAAGCUGCAGAGGGCAGCUGCGUGGCUUGGUGACCGCCACGCGGCCGAAGCCCAUGAAACGCUUCUACGAGGAAGUGACAGUGCAAGAAGUCAUUGGAUCACCAUCGCUUUGGCGCGUGCUUUUGGAUGGCAAGGUGGUCAAGACUCCCAAAGGAACGCCCUUAGAUCUUCCUGGUCCUGGAGUGGCUGCGGAAGUGGCAGGAGAGUGGCAGACACAGGGUGAUGAUUUGCAACCCUUGGAGAUGCCCUUCACGACCAUCGGCUGUACGGCCUUGGACAUCACCAAAGCUGAUCCUCCGGCCUGUGUCGAUCGGCUGCUACCCUUCCUGGAGAUGGACACGGUGUGCUUUCAAGGAGAGCAAGACUUGCUGGCAGAUCGACAACGGCAAGAAUGGGGACCUUUGCGAGAAUGGUUUGAAUCUGAGUAUAAUGUGAAGCUUGGAGUAGCCACUGGGCUGGCGUCUCCCAAUCACCCAGAGGAGACCAUCCUUCGUGUCACCGAGCAGCUCUUGUCACGCGACAUUUGGGAGCUUUGUGCUUUGGAAAUCGCCACCCAGACGGCGAAAUCCUUCAUCGUGGCCAGCGCCUUGGUGGACCGCGAGACUUGCCUUGCAGAGGAGGCCAUCCGAUUGGCACAGUUGGAGGAGGACUUCCAAGUCGAACGAUGGGGUAUGGUAGAAGGCGACCACGAUGUGACUGAGAGUGAGAUGUUGAAGUGGCUCACGGCUUACGCUUAUCCGGCAGCGUCCGCGUGGACGUACUCGCCGCGGACUCUGCGCCGUUGGUCCUCCCUGGCACUGCUCGCGCUGAUCGCUGCGUCGGCCUUGCUCCUCCAGGGCGACGUCUUUUCCGUGCCACGCCUCGCACGGCUCAAGGGCAGCAGCUCUGCGGAGGAGGUUGCAGAGGUCUUGAUUCGUGAUGGCGUGGUGCUGCUGGAAAGAAAUGAUGCGGAGACAGUGAGGGCUGCAUUUAAGGAGUUGGAAGAAGGCCGCAUGGGAGAUGGUCAAAGCGUCCGCUACGGGGAGAGCACACAGCUCUUGAAGAGACCCUUGGAUCCCCAAAAGGAGCUUCACCUGCGGCGCUUGGCAGAGGAUCCCAUCAUCACGGCCGCCGCCGAGUUGGCACGGCAACGGCAUGGCGAAGGAUCGGACCAUGGCAUCGCCUGGGAGGUGCGACUGUUGAUCCUCUCUUCUGGCAUGCCAGAAGGUGAUAUGCAUCGCGAUGUGGUGGAUACAUCCAGCAUUCCCUUGAAGAGACCCUUGCAGUGGGGCCUCAACACGAUUUGGGCAGUGGACGACUUCACAGCGGAGAACGGCGCCACGCGCUUCGUGCCGGGCAGCCACUCCUCUUCGGCGGCCCAGGGCUUUUGGCUGGGCGGCCUUCCUGAGGCCACGGCACAUGCCAAGGCGGCCACGAUGGCUGCGGGCUCGGUCGUGAUAUAUUAUGCCAGCACCUUGCAUGGCAGCGGCGAGAACCGCUCGCCACAGCGUCGUGCAGGCCUUAACUUCAACUACGCCUUCGUGGAUGAACUGGGCCAACGUCGGCCGACCCGCAGUUGCCGCUUCAUGCGGUUUUCGCGCUUUCGUGUCAAUGACAUGUCAAUCAAAGUAACUGGAUAG
Durusdinium trenchii is the source of this 1662-nucleotide messenger RNA. Lineage: Eukaryota; Dinophyceae; Suessiales; Symbiodiniaceae. The record is from the annotation of a GenBank genome assembly.